Diabrotica balteata is the source of this 500-nucleotide messenger RNA. NCBI's taxonomy places the organism in Eukaryota, Metazoa, Arthropoda, Insecta, Coleoptera, Chrysomelidae. The record is from the annotation of a GenBank genome assembly.
AUUUAAAUACUUGGGAAUGAUGAUGAAUGACCAAUGGGAUUCUCAACAAGAAAUAAAAUGCCUUACCGAAUAAGCAAGACAAGUUUUUAUCAAAUUUAAACCGGUACUAUGUAACCGCAAUCUUUUUUUCAAUCUCCGCUACAGGAUGGUUAAAUGCUAUGUAUGGUCCAUAUUGUUAUAUGGCAUGGAAACAUGGACGUUAAGAGUACCUUUCAUUAAUAAGUUGGAGGCCUCCGAAAUGUGGACGUUGUCAAGAAUGGUAAGCAACGAGGAAGUCUUAAGAAAGGCAAAUACUGGGAGAGAACUACUCAAUUUUAUCAAGGUACAAAAAAUUGGAUACCUCGGCCAUAUUCUGAGAGGAAAAAAAUACGAGGGGGAAAAAAAGAGAAGUAGGUCGCAAACAAAUGUCGUGGCUACGGAACAUAAAAAACUGGAUAAGCAUAAAUAACACUGGCGAUCUUUUGCAUGCAACAAAAGACAGACGUCUGGCCUUAAGAUAA